Molecule: messenger RNA, 889 nt
Organism: Triticum dicoccoides
Lineage: Eukaryota; Viridiplantae; Streptophyta; Magnoliopsida; Poales; Poaceae
Exons: 2
Coding region: 22-819 (265 amino acids)
Molecular function (GO): protein binding
Source: RefSeq, a predicted model, not a curated record
CUCAGUUUCCUGACCUACCCCAUGGGAUGCAUCCUCAAGAACCUGGCCGGCACCUCUCACCGGUUCCGCAGCUUCAACAAUCUUUACAGCAGCGCCGACAGUCUCAACACGUCUGGCUUCCUGACGGGACCCUGCUUCGGUGACAAGAGCACGCUGCUCGAUCCUAGUAUUGCUCCGUUGAAGACCCACGGCGUCGAUGGGUCGGAUCAGGCAAUUGUGGAGUGGUAUCAUCUCUGCCGGACCGGGAAGCGGCAGUACUCCCGCGCAAUGGAUAAAAGGUCUUGCCAGUUGUUCGAUUCGGUGUUUGUCGAUGAUCACACCUAUGUAGUUGACGACGAGUUGCGUAUACAUCAAGCUUCGGCCGUGUCGGUGCUGAAGCACUGGUGCAAGAGAAACCGGGAUAAUGUAGUGGAGAUGGACAUUGCUGUCAGCAAACGAGAGGCUGUCGCGCUACUGCGAGCGGCGAUCAAUUCAGAGACUGCGCUGACAGAUGCGUUCAAGGGGAGGUUUCAGCAGGAAGCACAACAGUUGCCACCUUCAAAAAGAAGAACAGGCUCACCAUCGGUGGAGAAGAUGCAGAUCUUUGUCAAGAUCUUCACAGGCGAGACCAUCACCCUUGACGUGGCAAGCUCCGACACGGUUGCUGCCGUGAGGAGUAAGAUCCAGAUGAAGGGGAAGCUAAUGGCUGAUUGUAGGUUCGUGUACGGUGGCAAAUGCCUGCAGGAUCCAUGGACCCUGGCUGAUUGUGGCAUUCGCAGAGAAGCCACCAUCCACCUUGAGUUUUACCCCCGCGGCCUUAUCAAAACAGACACAGAAUGACUAAGAGGUUGAGACUUGAGAAUCAUUAUGAUGCACACAGCCAUUUUUACAUUAUAGUUUAUGAAAGGCA